AUGUACGGAGCAGCAAGCGUUGGAAGGAGAGACGGAUUUGACAGCGAAGAUGAAACCGAAAUUGACAGAAGAAGUAUUGUUAUCGGAGAUUUUAUUGAUUUACUGACAGGUAUUGUUGAUAUCAGUAAACAAUGUUCAAUAUUAAGCGGAGGAGUAGAUUUAUCCCUUGGAAGAAUGCCUUUGAAAUACUUUAAUAUGGUUAUUACAAAACAUAUCGAUGUUAUCGAUGAAUUAUACGAAACUAUAAAUACGUUUAAAAAGAAAAAUAAACUUAUUAUUACAGAGUUGAAAGAAGAAGAGAAAGAGAAGAGAGAGAGAAGAGAAUCAGUGAAGCAGAGAAGAAGAAAGAAGAAGAGACAAAACCAGAGAGAAGAAAAACUAGACCUCUCUAGUUUAAUUUAA
Molecule: messenger RNA, 402 nt
Organism: Entamoeba histolytica HM-1:IMSS
Lineage: Eukaryota; Evosea; Mastigamoebida; Endamoebidae
Exons: 1
Coding region: 1-402 (133 amino acids)
Source: RefSeq, a predicted model, not a curated record